AUGAGCAUUCAAACCCAUCCCCGUCAACACGCUACGCCUCCGGAAAGUUUCACCAGCCUCCCUUUGACCCCUCCCCUAACAGAUAAGACGACAACAAGUUUGGUCUCGCGCAUUAUAGAGGAGAUUAAGAAUCGGCAGGAGGGACGCAACUUGACGAGUACGCCCUGGGCUGUCUACUUAUUAGACCUGAAGGGGUACCAGGAGCUGCAGCACGAACUCCAAAGAGAUGAGUCGCUCUGGGGGUUUGCACAGCAUAAACUCCGAUAUGAUUACUUCCCCUCCACCAGUCGACUUGUUCUUCGAAUGCCCACCACCUUGCACGAAGAAUUCAUUACAAGCAUUGUCGAGGAGAUACAAGUCCAAUUGAAGUCUAUCCAAAACGCCUCAGCAGAGUUCGCAAAGGAGAUCAGGUCUGGCGGAUCAGCAUCAAUCAAGUUUGCAGACGAAGAGUAUGGCAAGCAUGAUCCUGACGCGCAGUUCCGGCACUCGAAGGCCCAAUUUCCAGGAAUCGUGAUUGAGGUGUCGUAUUCGCAGAAGAGAAAGGACCUCGAGCGUCUUGCGGACGAUUAUAUCCUUGGGUCUGAUAGCGAUAUUCUGGUAGUUGUGGGCUUGGAUAUCGAAUACAAAACUGGCAAGAAGGCAACCUUAUCUGUCUGGAGGCCGAACAUUAUCACAAAUGAAGCUGGGGAGAAAGAACUAGUCGCCCAACUGAUCGUCGCGAACCAGGGUUGCAUACACCAUUGUCACCUACGUCCUAUGCUAACCUGA
Messenger RNA from Pseudogymnoascus destructans, 768 nucleotides. RefSeq lists its product as uncharacterized. The record is from RefSeq and is a predicted model, not a curated record. The transcript has 2 exons. The coding region runs from base 1 to 768 and encodes 255 amino acids. NCBI's taxonomy places the organism in Eukaryota, Fungi, Ascomycota, Leotiomycetes, Thelebolales, Thelebolaceae.